GUGACAUGUCUGUCGAGAACAAAAACGUUGUUUGUUCUUCUAAGCGAGAUCGUGUAGUUCUCUACACUUCUCCCGUUGUGACUUCUGUGCUGCUGGCUAUUGUGUUUUGCCAACUCGCACUCCACCAGAUUCGGCUACGUGAACUGGAACGUCACAUCAAACAUUCGCGCGGCAACGACGAUGUACAGCUAAGAAAACAGGACAUCAAACGUCCUGCUGACACACUCGCGUUGCGCUACACAAGAGAGGAAGAAGGUACAGAAGAAGUUUCAACGUCGGGCGAUUACUUUGGUUUGGUGGCAGAACAGCAGCUGAGAAAAUUUUUGAAAGCAAGUUGUGCAAAAAAUGAAUUAGUUUGUAUUCAAGGUAACAAAGGCGAAAAAGGAGAUAAAGGCCUAGCUGCUGCGCAAGGAACAGCUGGCUCUCUGAGUUCAAAAGGUGCAAAAGGCGAGAAAGGAGAUCCUGGUUUGAGAAGAGAUAGCAUCGAUCCUCCAGUUAUUACCGAACAACCAAGCGAUGUUCUGACGCUGGAGUCAGGAGAAGCCAAGUUUGACUGCGCCGCCAAGGGGUUUCCAACACCUCAAAUUCGUUGGCUGAAGCUAGAGUCUAAUUUGCCAAAAUCUCGAAUCAGCAUGCAGAAGAAUCAUUCUUUGACCAUCAACAAUAUUUAUCAGCAUGAUGCAGGAACAUAUGUUUGUGUCGCUGAGAAUAUCUUCGGUGUAGCAAAAAGCUAUGCAACUCUAACUAUUCACGUACCGGUCAAGUUUGCUGCUGUUCCUCCGUCGGUGGUGUUUAUACGACAAGGACAAUACGUAAAACUGGAGUGUCUAGCCACGGGCGUUCCUUUUCCAACUAUUAGUUGGACACGAGGUGACGAACAGCUGAAUGACAGCAGCGUUACUGACAACGGUACUCUUAUUAUACAAAGCGCAAAACAAGAAAACGGCGGUGAAUACAAAUGUACUGCAAAAAAUACGUUGGGAAAGAAAACGUAUACGUUUUCAGUCAAUCUGCAAAUGUCAUUAGAAAAUUCCUCCUUAGAGGUGAACCGAGGUGUCCAGGUCCAAAGCGGUGAUGACGUAACUCUCAAGUGUACGUUGUGUGCUAUUCCAGGAUUGUCGAUAAUAUGGGUAAAAGAAGCAGAACAGGUUGAAACAGACAAAGCGGAAAAAGCAAAGUGUUCACUUACUAUCAGAAAUGUAACUGGAAAUGACGCAGGAAAUUAUUCGUGCAUUGCUACUACGCAAAUCGGAUUUUCGUUUGCAUUUUUGAGGCAAGACAUGAACCUUGUUGUGAAAACUGCCGCUCGUGUAACAAGUGUUAUAUCUAGCGUCAUGGUUUUCUGGCCAGGUGAAACUGUAAGCCUGGAAUGUUCUGGUGCCGGGCCACCUUUGCCGAACGUCUAUUGGACAAAGGGACAUGUUCGACUCAUACGUAAACCCCAAAAAAUACUACUUCUAAAGAACAUGUCUAAGCAAGACGGCGGGCGAUAUAGUUGCCAUGCUGUCAAUUACUUAGGACAAGACAUAAAAACCACAAUAAUAAUUGUUGCAGAUAUCAAGUUUGUUCAACGACCUCCGGUUUUUGUUGAAGCUUCUGUUUCUGACACUAUAGUCAUCAACUGCACUGCUGAAAUUGCACCUCAUAUACCUACGUUUACAGAAUGGACAUUCUUACAUGGACAGUGCAAUGCAGAGUCGUCCAGGUGGACUUCUCUGUCAAAUGGGUCUUUAGUUAUACGACGAGCAACUGCCUGGGACAGUGCUAAAUACAUUUGCUCUGCUGGCAACAAACGGAUUUCAGCAAGUGUACAAGUGAGAGUAACAGACUCGAGCACAAAUUGGAUGUUGCCUUUUGACUAUUGUGGAGGAUUUCGGCAGUCUACUUACAAUGCAUCAGUUUAUUAUGCUGUCUCAUGGUCAACUACGUGGAAUAAAUCUAAAUUCUAUCAAUGCCCAAAAGGCUAUUAUUGGGCAUGUACUGAAGAGGGAAGAAACAUAUUUAAAAACGACAAGAGAACAUACAAGUAUGUAUACAGCGGACAGUGCGGUUGGAGUUCGAACAAUUUUGCAGGAGGUACGAGAUAUUAUUUCAGAUUUCGUGAUUCAGCUUCUACAAAUGCCCAUAAAUACUCUGAAAAUUACGACGAAUACCCGAUCCAAACGAGUUCUUCAACAAGCUACUUUGCAGGAAUUGUAUGCAUUAAAACAUAGAAACCGACCAGCUCUAAAACAUUGUCUUUCAAUUGAACUGUGUGCUACUAUACUUUUGUCCGAAACCUGAUUUUCUUGUAUCCUAACGUUUCGUGUGUGCAGCGCAUUAUCAAAUUACACUUUAGUAGUAGUCAUUGUAUUACAUUGUACCAAUUACACACAAACGCGAUGAAUCGACAAUCAAA
Molecule: messenger RNA, 2398 nt
Organism: Corticium candelabrum
Lineage: Eukaryota; Metazoa; Porifera; Homoscleromorpha; Homosclerophorida; Plakinidae
Product: roundabout homolog 1-like
Exons: 9
Coding region: 6-2213 (735 amino acids)
Source: RefSeq, a predicted model, not a curated record